This is a messenger RNA of Durio zibethinus, 1466 nucleotides long. Its product is annotated as 8-hydroxygeraniol oxidoreductase-like. Gene Ontology annotation, cellular component: cytosol. Gene Ontology annotation, biological process: formaldehyde catabolic process. Lineage: Eukaryota; Viridiplantae; Streptophyta; Magnoliopsida; Malvales; Malvaceae. Gene Ontology annotation, molecular function: alcohol dehydrogenase (NAD+) activity; S-(hydroxymethyl)glutathione dehydrogenase [NAD(P)+] activity; zinc ion binding. The record is from RefSeq and is a predicted model, not a curated record.
ACUCCAUCUUCAAACUAAACGCAAUUGUUAAUUGUUAGCUGCUUUACCCCCUCCAUACUCUUUGCUUCCAACAAUGGCGAAGACUAGCUCCCAAGUCAUAACAUGCAAAGCCAUUGUAAGUUGGGGAAAGGAUGAGCCAUUGAAGGUGGAAGAGAUACAAGUAGAGCCACCGAAAUCAUCCGAAGUUCGAGUUAAAAUGCUAUAUGCCAGUGUUUGUCACACUGAUGUAUUGUUUGCCAAAGGAUUCCCAAUCCCUUCUUUUCCUCGAGUUAUGGGGCAUGAAGGUGUCGGGGUGGUGGAGAGCAUUGGAGAAGACGUGACGGAAGUAAAAGAAGGAGACCAUGUGAUUCCAGCCUAUGUUGCAGAAUGUAAAACAUGUGAGAAUUGUAUGUCUGAAAAGACCAAUUUAUGCCUAAAAUACCCCUUAAGCUACAAUGGGUUAAUGCUUGAUGGCACUUCGAGGAUGUCCAUUGGAGGCCAAACUGCAUACCAUGCAUUUUCCUGCUCUACAUGGUCUGAAUACAUGGUCAUCAAUGUCAACUUUAUUCUCAAGAUUGACGCCACCAUUCCACGUUCGGAUGCUAGCUUCCUUUCAUGUGGAUUUUCAACGGGUUAUGGGGCAGCUUGGAGGGACGCCAAGGUUGAAAAGGGCUCAACUGUGGCUGUUUUCGGUCUUGGAGCUGUUGGGUUAGGGGCCAUCAACGGAGCCAAAAGUCAAGGUGCGACUAAAGUAAUAGGUAUAGACAAGAACCCAAUGAAAGAAGCAAAGGGACGAGCUUUUGGAAUGACAGAUUUUAUAAAUCCUGAAGAAUCUGAUAAAUCUAUUGCCGAAUUAGUCAAAGAUUUAACAGGUGGAAUGGGAGUGGACUACAGCUUUGAAUGCACUGGGUUUCCACCCCUCAUCAAUGAAGCCAUUGAAGCCACAAAACUGGGAGCCGGAAAAAUCAUACAGAUCGGAGCAGGAGAAAAUUUAAGUGUGAACAUAAACUUUAUAGGCCUACUCCUUGGGAGAACCUUGAAGGGGACGAUUUUCGGAGGGCUCAAAGCCAAAUCCGACCUUCCAAUUAUAUAUGAAAAAUGUAAAAAAAGGGAAAUCCAGCUGGAUGAACUUUUGACCCAUGAAAUUCAGCUGCAAGACGCAAACAAAGCAUUUGAGUUGUUGAAGCAACCAGAUUGUGUCAAGGUUUUGAUCAAGAUUUGAUUGACAAGAGUUACAAAUCAAAUAUACUGAUAAUUACAACAUAAACACAGUGUUGACAUCCAAGAUUUACAAGUACCAAUAUCAAUUCUUUCUCUCUGUUUUUUUUUUCUUGACAAGUCUUUUCUCUUUUAUAUCUUUCGUUACAUUUCCUCGUUAAUUUUUACAUUUAAUAAAGUUGUUUACAUCUCAAAAUUGUUACUUAUAUGUACCAUGGUCGGAGUUGUUGCUUCAAUUUUUAACUUUAAAAAUGGUGAUUAGGCUCAAA